Diorhabda sublineata is the source of this 4145-nucleotide messenger RNA. RefSeq lists its product as uncharacterized. Gene Ontology annotation, biological process: alcohol metabolic process. Lineage: Eukaryota; Metazoa; Arthropoda; Insecta; Coleoptera; Chrysomelidae. Gene Ontology annotation, molecular function: alcohol dehydrogenase (NADP+) activity. The record is from RefSeq and is a predicted model, not a curated record. The transcript has 4 exons. Bases 378 to 1547 code for a protein of 389 amino acids.
AGUGAAUUCAAUACUGAAGAAUGAAAACGAAAUUGCUAUAUAAUGUAAUAAGAAAACUAAAGUAAUGUAAAGCAGUCAACAUUUGUUGUGUUUUCCACAUUUAAUUUAAAAUAAACUGCACUUCGAAGUCUGGCAACGCUGUAUGAUAAUUUGUGACGCUGUUUAAUCUAGACAAGCUUACCAGGCCAUUUCACACUUCACAGUUAAAUAUCACGGUGAUACCGCGUGUUCAACUCUUGUGAUUCAUGUAAACAAGAUCCAGAUUCCAGUAAAUAGAAGCUCAACUGGGAUAUUCCGUUAGUGUUUUGUUACCGUUGGAGACGCAUUUACGAGAAAAUAUUGUUUAUUAUUGUACACUGUGGUUAAUUAUACUAAGUAUGUUAAGUGAAGAUUGUAUUACGAAUUAUCAUAAGCGAGAAGACAAUAUGAAUAAACUUUGUCGCCAAGUUUCCAUAGAAUCCCCUGGCCCUAUAAUCAAAGAUUGCGUCUUCAGCUUCGAAGUUCCCGUGCCUGAUGUUCCUGCAGAUGGGGCUAGAAUCCGAGUUGUAUGCGCGGGUGCUUGCUACCGAAUGAGAAAUAGAUCUCCAUCUACAUCUAGUGUUUCAUCAAUUUCAAGUAUUCAAUCGACUGAAGAUUCAGGCUAUAGUCCAGCUCAUCAUGGUAUGAGAGAUGGUGCCCUAUUUCCUGGAUAUGAAGUAGCUGGAAUCAUUGAUGCAUUGGGAUCAAAUGUUUCAUCAGACGAGUUACAAAUUGGUACUCGUGUUGUGUUAUACCCUUAUGACGGUAUUCCACAUGGUUACGCCGAGUUUAUUGUGGUACCAGAUUUAUCGUAUUUAGUUAAAGUUCCAGAAACUUUAUCUAUGAGUGUAGCUGCUAUGUUACCUACUGGAGCAUUAUUGGCAAAAAACGCAGUUAUCACCGCUCAUCAACACGUGGAGGAACUACUGAAGGAUAGAGCUGUAGAUCACAUCGUAAGAAUCCUUAUUGUUGGUACUGGAGGACUUGCUUUAUGGGCUCUGAGAAUCGCCGAACAUCAUUUCAAGACCCCUGAACAUAAAAAUAGGGUGAAAAUCACAGUUGCGACUUUAAAAGAUGAAGGACUAAUGAUAGCGGCGGCAGAACUUAAAUGCGUGAACAUUGUUCAGUGGAAUGAAGACCUUUACGAAAAACAAUUAAUAGAAAGGACCAAAGAUGCAUGCAAUGGUUUAGUAGACAUAGUUAUUGAUUUCGGAACUACCUCUAGAUCAUUACACAGAUCUCUACAAUGCCUUAAUAAAGGAGGUGUCGUUUUAGUCAGUGAAGAGGUUGCUGAACGACUUUUACCAAAAUUCUCACGAUUAAUUCAGGAAAGAAACCAAAAAAUAGAGGCCGUGGCUCCAGGUUCUAUAGAACAGCUGCAACAAUUAGUACAGUAUGUUUCACAGGGUGACAUUAAACCGCCCCCUUUCACUGAGUUUUCAGCGGAUGAGGCAUCAACAGUGGUACAAAAAUUAUGUCAAUCCGAAAUACCCGGACGCGCCAUUUUGCGUUUUUACGAUAUUCAGUAGAGUGGAGUUGAGAAUUUAAUUAGGGACUUGUUUAAAUUUUUAGUUUUUCUCAUGAAGCAAAUAUUAUGUUGUCUGAAUAAAUAACCGCAAACUUGCUACUACUCUAGUUAUAUUUUGGUAUAUUUAACCAAUAUACGGUAUGGAUGCACUAAAAAUAUUGUAACAAAAAAGUAUAAGGAAAUUGUGGGUGAGACAGUAUAAACUAUACAGAAAUGAAUAAAUAGACCCAGAUCUACAUUGAAAGAAGAAUUUAUUUAUGUGUUUAAGAAAAUAAGAGUAUAUAAAUAAGAAUAAGAGAAAAAAAGAGUUAUUAAAUCACGUCUGCUAUCCCUCCUAACACAUAUAUCGUGGAUAGAAAUAAUCAUCAAAAGAUAAAAAACUACUGAGCUGGAACAAAAAAAACAGAAUUAAAACUAAUUUCACUUUAAAAAUUGCAUCUUAAAUUGCUUGUAUUUCUGGAGUGCUGUUUGAACACACUAACGAUACCUUGGUUUUGUUUGCUUUUGAAUGAGACAUAACUACAAAGGGGAAUAUUUCUCCAAGUGCUUUCCUAGUAAUCUCGGAAAAUAAGGAAAGAGAACUGGCGAGGUUCAAAGACCAGACCUUUCUUGAUGUGUAUUCUUCAAACUAUUAUUAAACAAUACUGCAGCUUAGCGAUAAGUGAUGCCUCAUCCAUGAGCUCCUUUCCCAAAUUUAUUCUGAGAAAAAUAAUGGUAAAGUUGCAACGGGCACAACAAACACCUGCUUUUCGGUACAGAACAAUAUUACAUCCUGAUUUCUACCAUGUGUUGCAAAAUAAUGAUAAUUUUACAAGUAACAGUCGACAAAUCAUUUUCGUCAACGUUGUAUAUAAAGUCAGAAUCAAAUUUAUAAGUGUUCAAAACCUGUUCUAUUGUAUUAAAAUAUUUUUAAUUUGAACCCGGUUGAUAGCAGAAACUCUAGCAGCGAGCUUGAUUCUGGCGUUCGUAAACUAUCAUACCUAAAAAUCGACUCUUACUUAUUUUUAUAGUGCCUUACAUUUUUGGCCCCAGUUCGAAGGUGUCCCCCUGAAUGUCCAGUUAAUUUUGGCUGCUUGGUUUUUAUUGCCAUUAGCCUUCCCAUAUCAAAGUUAAUUAUAAAAUUACUUUUGGAUGAGACAUCAUAGUAGGUUAUCCCAACCGAAUUAGCAAUAUGCUAUCUUAGCAACAUGUACGAGGAUAAAAAAUUUUAGCCUACUAUAGAACCAAACAAAAUUUCAAUGUCAAAAUAUUUUAUUACUCAACAUAUUCUCCUCUUAAUUGGGUACAUUUAUUACAGCGAACCUGCAACGUCUCUAGACCUUUCAAAAAAAUGUUUCUUCUUGCUCUGCAAACCAGACCUCCACAGCUUUUAUUACCUCCUCGUUGGAAGAAAAUUUACGAUCUUUUAAACUUUUUUUCAGUUGAGGAAAGAGAUGAUAGUCGGACGGACAAAGUCUGGUGAAUAAGGGGAUGCUUUGUCAUAUCAUGAACUGCAUCGAUAUUUUCGGGAACUGACAAAGAAAAAUUCUUCCCGAUCGGUCAUCAUCUUCAAUAGAAAAUUUAUCUCUUUUGAAGCUAGCAGUCCAAUUUUUCACUGUCGCAUUUGAAGGACAUUGCUCACCAAGGGUAUUAAGCAUAUCUUCGCAAAUCUGUUUACCUUUUAAAUGCAGGUACUUGAUGAUGGCUCGAUACUCCAAUUUUCCGAUUUUCACAAUUUCGGUGGACAUUUUUUUUCUUAUUUAUUGCGUAACUCUGGUUUACUUUUUUGACGUCAAACUUUACACUGACAUUUCUAAUAAGUUAUUGUUCGUUGCUAUGGUAACACAAUAUUUUGUUUAUGCAUGGAACGUGUCUAGGCCAACUAGAUAUCAAUACAUCCUCGUAAUGAGAAGUCAUUUUGAUAGCUGAUGGCUUAUAAGUAACUAACCCUAUUUUGCUCUUAAAUAAAUUUUGGGGCAAAAAUAUUUUGGCUGCACAAAAAUCUUUGUCUCUUACUACAAAACAACCUCGAUUUACGUAGCAGACACAGUUACAAAGGUUUUUCCAGUCAAAUAAGUACUACAAGUAGAUCAACCUGUUACUAUACCAUCAAUUUGAAGUUUUUUAUUUUAUUAACCAAUAAUGACACUAAAAAACUAAAAGAAUUUUUAUUCAAAUAAAACUAGAUAAAGUGUUUAUAUUUUCUUGUAAUACUGAUAGUAAUUUAUUUUGAAAUCUAUUUUUUAUUUUUUUAUGAAAUGGUUUUGCGACCAAAUAAAUUUUAUAAUUAAUAUUAUAAAAUAUAUCAAGUUUAGUUCUUUUUAUUGAUUCACAAGCUUAUGUAAUUGUAGAUGUGGGAAUUUUUUGUUAAUUAAAAGUUAAAAAAUGUGAAUAAUUUUAAAUCAGAUUCUUCCUACAUCUACAAUUUUUGCCAUACAUGUUUAUUUGAAUGUAUGAGAGGCCUCUGUAAAAUAAGCUACUCCAUAUAUGUAAAGAUGUGAUAAGUUUAUAUUUUCUAUUAUUAGCCUUUUAAAUUUGUAUUUAAGCACGGUAUUAUUAUUUGACUUUUUAUUUGUAAAUAUAAUAACAAACUAUUCAAUAGAUCAUUUAUAAAUGUUAA